AUGGAGCUCGUUGUGUCGGGGGACGGCAUCCGCGCGCUCACACACAUCUUGUCAUGCCUGUAUCGGCUGCAUGAUCAUUGUUGGAUGACCGUGUACCGUGAAGAUCCUCAGCAGGACGAUGAUUCAGAUGCCCCUACAGCGCCGCAGGUGCACUGGUCUGCUGUGAACCCAGCUGGAUCAGCCUAUGGCUUAUUUGUGCUGAGUGACGCAUUCUUUGACGUGUUGCGUCCGCCCCAAGACUCGAUGUUUGAGUGCUAUGUGCAUGUGAAGACCUUGCUGGACAUUUUGCGCUCGCAAACGAAAAUGCAUACAUGCACUGUGACUACGGCCGAAGACCGUCUCGUGAUCGUGUUGGAUGGUAAUCAUGGCGUGCAAAAGCGGCAUAAGCUCACGUAUGAGGACCGUCCAUGUGUAUUUCCCGCCGUUGAUAUGACAUCUCCCUAUACCCUGAGUGUGCAACCAUCUAUGGCACGAGACUGGACAGAGAAACUACUCAACACCGGCAAAGCUGGCGAGUGCUCAUUUCAUUGCACACCGACGACCUGUGUGAUACGCAGCUGCGUCUAUGGACCUCUGGAAGGCCACUUGCGACAUUCCAUCCAGACUGAAGUGCGCAUCAGUGUGGAACAAUUGAAGGAAUAUAUCGUGCAGCGUGAUACCAGUAUCUACUUUUCACUAUGGGAGUUUCGUGCUGCUAUAUCAGCAGCAGAGGUCCUUGGUUCGUACGUCCGUCUUGAAUUCGCUCACGGUGGUGAUCCCCUCUUCCUUCGACUCGAUACAGGCGGCACCUUCCGCGGCGAAUUCAUUUUGGCUACGGCUGGCGAGCCCACGUCCGCACCACCCCCACCUCCGAAGAAACGCACCGCUCCGCCUUUGAAGCAGCCCGUUCGUCGCCCACAGCCCACGGCAGAGGUCGCCAUCAAGGAAAGCCAAGAUGACGAUGUGCUGCCUGUGCGACCCAAGCCAGAACCAUCUCCGACAACCACGCCCAUUCCACACGAUUUUGAAGAAAAUUGGACAGUCUAUGAAGCUCCCGACGAAGAAGUACCUCCCACGCAAACCACGGAACCCACCCGCAUGUUUGAGCCCCUGUUUCCCUAG
Messenger RNA from Malassezia restricta, 1101 nucleotides. RefSeq names its product cell cycle checkpoint control protein RAD9A. Gene Ontology annotation, cellular component: checkpoint clamp complex. Gene Ontology annotation, biological process: mitotic intra-S DNA damage checkpoint signaling; DNA repair; cellular response to ionizing radiation. Bases 1 to 1101 code for a protein of 366 amino acids. NCBI's taxonomy places the organism in Eukaryota, Fungi, Basidiomycota, Malasseziomycetes, Malasseziales, Malasseziaceae. The transcript has 2 exons. The record is from RefSeq and is a predicted model, not a curated record.